Molecule: messenger RNA, 2884 nt
Organism: Nasonia vitripennis (jewel wasp)
Lineage: Eukaryota; Metazoa; Arthropoda; Insecta; Hymenoptera; Pteromalidae
Exons: 2
Coding region: 16-633 (205 amino acids)
Source: RefSeq, a predicted model, not a curated record
UUUACUUUAUGCGCGAUGGAGCCUCGACUGAUGACUCAUUUGAAUCCUAAAAUCCGCACCUGCUCGCUGAAAACGACUGCAACGCGUGACCCAGUUAUAGACGCCGGUCUAAUCUGGAGGCGCGCUAAUGACGCCCGCCGGCCGAUUACAACUGGUGCGUUCCAGUAUUCUAGACCACCGCGCGGUAAACAUUACACACGCGUGCGUUGCUUUCGUUACAAUAUACACGCAUGUGUUCGCGGCUGCAGUCACGUGCGCGAGUUCGAGCGCAGCGUAGCACUGCCACCUGACUGCGACGCUUCUGCUCAGUGUCGUUGUGUAAUUGAUUCGAGACGGAUCGAGCGAAGAGUGGUUCGCCUGGAUUUGGCCGUGCACGAAUUUCGACGAAGAAUGAAAUACUCGCCCCAGCAGCAGCAGCAACAGCAGAAGGAACGCAAAUCCGAGAGCGAGAUGAGUUCGGUGAACGCGACGCCGUCCAGGGCGGCAUCGGCCCUGCAGCGCUCGGCUUCGGCGGCGAGUCAGUCCUCGGCGGCAGCCCGACGGGCUCUCACCUGCCGGCCCCUUUCCACCGACAUGUUCGCCUGGAUGCGCGUCUUUCGGCUAGCCAACCUCCUGCACCAGGUCGGCUGCUAGGCGCCACCUACACACACCCACACGCAUCCCCCCACUCGACGACCCUACUACUACUACUACUACUCCCUUUUAGGACAGCAAGACUAAGACACCCCCCUAUGUUUUAUCAUUACUAUCUCCGGAGAAGAAUAAUGCUGAGGCAAUAAUAACGGAGUCAGCGAGGGAGACAUUCUACACCGAUCGCUCUUCCUCCGACUCGCGAAUUGAUCGUCGACGGUGCUAUGUUGUAUUUACGAGCUUUGCUUUCCUUCUUUUGAUUCGAUUAGUAGACAUGGCUGGUGAGUUUACGAGAGAGUCUGUCAAGCCCUGAAUCGAUGCCGUGUGUCGAAUAAUUAUUUUUUGUUUAUAUCCAUGGAAGGCUGAGCGGAGCUUUCGUUGCAAACUCACGGGAAGAUACGAGAGCGAGUUUGCCUGUCUAGUACCUACGGAUUAUUUUCGAAGUUCAAGUGAUAAAUCCAAUAGUCUUAGUUGAAGGUUCUAACUGAUAUUAUUGAUUGAUUUUUGCCGUUGAGCCAAAAAAUACUUUGUGGUUACUAUGCAGGUAAAGAUCCCUCUUGCAUCCGCGGUUUUUGUCGCCCGCAUAAUCGCGAGCGAUAAGAAUCUCGUUACACGCGUUCGCUUCUGUUGGUAACACGCACCCAUGGCACGAAAUUCGCCGCAUCGGUUCAAGAAUUGUACACCGACGCAAUAAGUUGCUACACAGUCCGCUCGGCGAAGCGUCAGUCGAGCGAUAAGAGACAAAAAUUAUGAACAAAAUGAAGAACGCGCUUUCGACAGCGUACCCUCACGCGGGCAGGUUUUUCGUAGAUCAAAUUAAAUAUACGCGUACACACACACACACACACACACACACACACAUACACACACGUGAGUCGACGUAGAUUAAUUAAACCGAAGAAUAAUAAAAAUAUGUAAGGUAAAUAAAGAAAUUCGAUCGUUGCAUAGACUAAAUAAAUAUCCGCACUCUCAAUCUCUGGUCGAGAUCCUAAUAGUUAUUAUUAUACAUAAAUAUUGUAUGAUCGAUAGUCCAGAAACAAGACCUCGUACGUAAUCGUAUAUCGAUUGUAAUUUCCGCUGCGAAUGUGAAAUAUUAAAGAGAGGAAGCGAGAAGCUACACGAGACAGCGCAUACUGAUGCUGCGAACUUCGCACCUUGAUUUACCUGUAUCGUCUAAUUUGCGUUGAAUAUAUUAUAUAGAUUGUUAAUUGAAUUUUAUAUAUAAAGUGUCUAAAAAAUCCAAAGAGAGAUAAAAGUAACAGAUCGUUGACGUUGUUAAAGUAAUAUCACACAAAAGCAGAUAACACAAAUUGUAUAAACGGCCGCGAAACUGCCGUCCGAGCUCCGUGUCCACUUGGACUCGUAGCCGCAUAUAGUCGCCGGGACACGCGUUCCUCGAAGCUUUUUUAUGCACAUUAGCCGAUCGAGUGCGGACGACUACGGCCCCGACGACUGCCACGAGUCUAGUCGGACGCCUGCGAAUUCCGACGAAAGAUUUUCGGCCCGACAGCAGCAGCAGGACACGCAAUUUUCUCCGAUGUUAUAUACGAUUCGACCACGUUACUAGUCUGUGCAUGUUUUUUUCGUUCUUCUUCGUUGCGCAAGGCGAGGGACGAACUACACCUGAUGCGCUGAAAAUCGAACGUCCACUCGCGAUUUAUACAGCCGUCCCUCGCGCGACUUUUGCUUCUGCGAAAACUGUCGAAUCGACAAUUGUUACGAUGGAGAAGACGAUGGCGAAAAAAGGCGAACGGAGACUAUGUAUGUAAUAUUGAAACAGCUUCGACUGCCAUGUAUAAGAAGUUAUAAGGAGACGUUACUGGAAACUUUCCGUUGGAACAAUUAAAAAAAAUUAUAAACAAAAAAAAAACGAAAAAAAUAUCUUAAAGCGAGUUUAUCAGUCGCUAUUGAUCUCCGACGUUGUAUUAUUUCCGCGACACACACGAACACUCUACGUUGUAUACGCCCUCAUUGGUUUUCCGAUUGUGUUUUCGCGACAAUCCCGCUCGAAAGCGGCCGCACCAACACGCACGUGCGAGAAUAACAAGAGAAAGAAACAGACAGACACAUCUUACAUCGCUAUAAAAUAUACUACUAUAUAAUUGUCGUACGUACGAUAUCGCAGCAGCAAAAUAGAAGCGACGGCCACGGCCGACCGCACACACGUUUCCUCGUUGAACGAUAAUACAUAUUAUAUUUUACGACUACUGUGUGAGCAAAUCGACUAAUAAACUGUUUGCUUUAUCUCGCGACA